This is a messenger RNA of Dioscorea cayenensis subsp. rotundata (Guinea yam), 1574 nucleotides long. Its product is annotated as APO protein 4, mitochondrial. The record is from RefSeq and is a predicted model, not a curated record. Gene Ontology annotation, molecular function: RNA binding. Bases 222 to 1193 code for a protein of 323 amino acids. NCBI's taxonomy places the organism in Eukaryota, Viridiplantae, Streptophyta, Magnoliopsida, Dioscoreales, Dioscoreaceae. The transcript has 3 exons.
UAUAUGCGGAAAGAGGACCGACCCGCCCUACGUGCAACCAUCCCGAUUCCAGUUCUCGCCGACGGUGAUCUUCUUUUGGUUCGUCUCCGACGAAGAGAAGCUUCAAUAGGAUCUCUUAUAGUAGCUGUGGUAUAUAUGAGAGUCGCUUGGUUAGAGGUUUGCCGGAAUUGAGGAUAUAUUGUGGUCUUUGCAAGCGAGGUCUGGACCGUGUGUCAACAGUCAUGAUGGUUUUCAGGCAGAUGGUCGGACAAUAUCUCUUCAAAGAAUACAACCCUUCACCUAUACAUUUGAGGUUUUACAGUUCAAAGAUAGAUUGGGAUAAACUUCGGCCUAUGAUUCUUAAAAGGAUAAGAAACAGGGCCAAGGGGUAUCCUGUGAGGGGCAUGAUUCCUGUGGUGAACGAUGUUCUUAAAGCCAGAGCUCUUUUGAUCGAAGGUGUUUCUUCUCUUCUCAAAGUUAUUCCAAUCAAAUCAUGCAAGUUUUGUCCUGAGGUGCACAUUGGUGACACUGGACACCAAAUAAAGACUUGUCAUGGUUUCAAACGGAUCAUCAAAAACCAGGUUCACCAAUGGAUCAAUGGCAGCUUGAAUGACAUCCUUGUCCCAGUGGAGUCCUUUCACCUUAGAAGCAUGUCCCAAGAAGUCAUUAAACAUGAGCAAAGAUUUGACUAUGAUCGUGUCCCUGCUGUCCUCGAGCUGUGCUAUCAGGCAGGAGUCGAAAUCCCAGAGGAAUAUCUCUCUAAUUCCAGAUUAGAAAGUACCAAAGGUGAUGAAACUAUUGCCACUCCUCUAUCAUCAGAAGAACUACAUUCUAUGGCACAGAGAACUUUGGAUGCCUGGGAGAGCCUCAGGCUAGGAGUGCAGAAGCUGUUGCUAGUCUAUCCAGCAAAGGUGUGCGAGCAUUGUUCCGAAGUUCAUGUUGGACCAUCUGGGCACAAGGCUCGGCUAUGUGGGAUUUUCAAGUAUGAGAGCUGGCGCGCUGCUCAUAAAUGGAAGAGAGCUGAGGUGGAUGACCUAGUUCCUCCAAAGUUUGUGUGGCAUCGCCGGCCACAUGAUCCUCAAGUUCUCUUGGACAGUGGUCGAGGUUAUUAUGGGCAUGCACCUGCCGUGGUUGAACUGUGCUCGAAAGCUGGUGCUCGGGUGCCUAAAAAGUAUUUCUGUAUGAUGAAAGUAUACGGCUUAACGCAUAGUUGAGUUUGGUGCAUGAUUCUUAUACACUGCAUCAUAAGUUGGUUAACUCAGAGCCAAUGUUCUUGCAGAAUGAAGGCUCAUAAUUUUAUUUUGCUUUCAUAAUUUCGAUAUGGUGAAAUUGCACAAUGCAACCAAAUUUCUCUUCCAGCAAGCUUCGCGAAGGAUCAAUUACACAUGUAUGCGAUCAGCAGUAUCAUAUGAUUUAUUGUUAUUCUUUUUAAAUUUUGAUUGAUAGACAUGUAUGUAUGUAUGUAUUCUUUUUCUCAUACCUGAACAAAGAGUUUGAACUCUACAAAUCUUGAUGUAUGUUCAGGAAUUGGUUCAAAAACAGGGAUCCGGAUGAAUGAGCAAUGUUGCAAUAUAAAUCAUCAUAUUUUGGGUAUU